This is a messenger RNA of Nematolebias whitei (Rio pearlfish), 1055 nucleotides long. It is a transcript of the gene tbata, whose product is annotated as thymus, brain and testes associated. The record is from RefSeq and is a predicted model, not a curated record. Lineage: Eukaryota; Metazoa; Chordata; Actinopteri; Cyprinodontiformes; Rivulidae. The transcript has 9 exons.
AAUCAGCUCAUAUGAUUUUAUGUUUGUUUUCACUUCCAGUUGCAAAUGAAGAUGUUGGGAACACCCAGGGCUCCAGAGGUGAGACAGGAGGAAGGAGCCACAGUCAGAUCAAUCUCUUCAGCAAAGAAAUUAUGCUGGCAAAGAGCAGACCAAACCUCGGCGCCUUGGGUCACCCCUCGCUUUUCUCCCACCUCAACCCACACAUUCAAGAUGAGCGCUGGACCAGAACAAAUUCAUCUUUUCAUUGCAAAGCAUAUGACUGGUUUGUCACCUCGUCGUUAUUUCCCUCACCCUCUUCUCAAAACCCACACCUUUAAAAAAAAUCAUUUGAGCCAGUUUUGGCUUUCCCAUUUGGUCGGCAUCUUUAUGAAACCGAUGGAAACAGAAACAAAACAGCACUGUUCUCAAAGGCCUGGAGGGAUGAACUCAAAGAACUUGCUGCUAACGUUAGACUGUCUCCUCAAACCCAGAAAGGACAAAACGAGGUUUGUUCGUGGCUGGAAGGCACAGGACCUGAUCCAAACUGGGCUCCAGAGAUGGAUGUAAAGCAGGCGAGUGGCUGGAAGCCGAAAGAAGAAGAAGAACUGGAAGGGGAGCUUGUUUGAUGAAAGAUUCAGUAUCCAGCUGAAACUGGAAGAAUCAUCCCAUAGUGCUCCACAUCCUACCACAUCAAGCACCAGCACUGGAAGUAUCCCCAGCCUUUCCACGAUCAAGAACUCAAGGUUUUGGAGCUUCUUUGUGAGAUCCUGCAAACAGACUGUCAGCAGUGCAGCAGUCUGCUUGCAGGUCAAAGAAGUAAAAAGCCUAUACACGAUCUGGUGAUGGGAAUGAUCAGACAAGCUCAGGAGGAUGGUGCCGACCUCCCGGGUCGCAGCAGGCAGAGCUUCCAGAGGUUUCCCGUUUCCCACGCUCCAUCAGGCGACCUGCUGCGGAGAAGAAUGCAGAACAUGGACUGGGUGAAAGCAAAUACAACCUGCAGCACGGAAAAACCGGUGAGGAUAGGAGGAGCACAGGUCCUUGAAGUCCAUGCAGGAGCUCAUGAAGAACACCCUUGA